Messenger RNA from Diorhabda sublineata, 2169 nucleotides. RefSeq names its product cytoplasmic tRNA 2-thiolation protein 2 (gene Ctu2). The transcript is spliced from 6 exons. Gene Ontology annotation, molecular function: tRNA binding; sulfurtransferase activity. The coding region runs from base 185 to 1396 and encodes 403 amino acids. The record is from RefSeq and is a predicted model, not a curated record. Gene Ontology annotation, biological process: tRNA wobble position uridine thiolation. NCBI's taxonomy places the organism in Eukaryota, Metazoa, Arthropoda, Insecta, Coleoptera, Chrysomelidae. Gene Ontology annotation, cellular component: cytosol.
GCCAUCUAAAGCGGUUUUGAACAACUUUUGUUGAACAAAAAUAAAACAUUGUGUUGUUAGGUGUUAAACGACACGUGUUUAUGUGAAAAGUGGUUAAUUUAUUUUUAAUUAAUCAAUUUAUAUAUGAAAGUGAAUUAGGUGUAUCUAUUUUAGUGGAAAUAAAGUACUUUUUACUUUAUAACAAAUGUGUAGUAUAGGGGAUGAUAUUUAUGAUCAUGAAGAAGAAAAAACUAUACCCGUUACGAAAAGCUUAAAAUUAUUUGAUUUGUGCAAUAAAUGUCGAUCGGAAAAGCCUCGGCUAGUUUUAAGAACUAAAGACGCAUAUUGUAACAAUUGUUUUUUAUCCUCAACUGUUCAUAAAUUCAAAGCUUACCUUGGAAAAUCUCAUUUGAUACAAAAAAAUGAUAGAGUAUUAGUUUGGCAUCAAAUUGGUCACCCUAGUACGUCUUUAUUACAUUUUUUAAGAUCAGGUCUAGAUCUGAGUUCUUCUAAAAAGUUGCAAUUUGUACCAAUCAUACUUUUUAUUGAUGAUCAAUACCACCUAAAUUUGAAUGAAAGAUUAAAUUUAUUACAAAAAGCUAAACAAGAAAUAUUAUCUUUUGGUUUCCAAUUUAAUACAGUUUCAUUCGCUGAUUAUGCUACGAAUCCCAAAAAUUUGAAUAAAUUGUUUUUUAUUGAUAUACCACAAAUAUCUGAAUUGGACAAACAAAAAUUAGAAGAUGUUAUAAACAAGAAAACUUCUAAAACUCAUGCAAACGAUAUAAAAGUAUUAAUUAGAAGACAAUUAUUGACAGAUGCAGCUAAAUAUUAUCAAUGCAAGUUUGUAUUUACACCUGAAAUAUCCGUAGAAGUUGCAUCUAGCCUUCUAUCUAAUAUGUCACUUGGAAGGGGCCCUCAUGUUGCAAUAGAUGCGGGAUUUUGUGAUGAUAGAGAUGUUGAUGUGAAAAUUAUAAGACCACUUAGACAAUUUGAUAUGAAGGAACUUGCGUUUUACAAUAAAAUUAAUAACCUGGAACCACUUUCAGUACGACAGAAAAGUUUAAAUCCCUAUUCGUCCGUACAGGAUUUAAUGAAAAAAUUUGUAACAGAUUUGCAAAUCAAUUAUCCAGCUACGGUUAAUACCAUUUUGAGAAUAGGGGAUAAAUUGAGCGUUGAUAGGGAUUGUGAAAGGUUUUGCAGUUUAUGUAAGGGGCAAUUAUCAGUGAUAAACGACCAACUUACUUCACAUCAAUCGACGACUUUUUCUCAUUUGGUGUCAACUGAAAAACAUGAUUAUACAAUUUCAAGACAAGAUCGGUAUCAAAAUAUUUUUAACGUUUUUGAUGAAAGAGUUGUAGAUAAAGAAAAUUUAUGUUAUGCUUGUUCCAAUAUUAGUGACAAUGUGAAGUUUAAUUAAUAAAAUUUUGAAAUAUUAAAGAGUUGGAAUUCUUUGAUUUACUCUAUAACCAUUUCUAUUGAAAGGAGUCAAUAUAAUGUAUAUACGAUACUCAUCCCUUUUUUAUAGGGGUUAAACUAAGGAGGAUAUAAAUAAUUGUUUCAAAUGAAAAGUUGAUUUUUUUUUCAAUUUAUUGGAAGAAAGAUUGAGGGUAGUAAAUUUACAAACCAACAACUCUAGUUGAAGUUUGGUUUUUGUCAUGUAGACCAGAAUACUUAUACCUUUAUAUCCAGUUUCAAAAGUAACGACAAUCAAAUUUAUAAAUAUUUUAAAAUUCCUUUUAAUGGGUCCACCUCAUGAGCUGGGGCUGGAUCAAAUACUCACUGUUAGGUUCCUCUACAUCUUACAGACAAAUAUUUUUCUACCAAUGCACUGAGUCUAAGUGUCAUCGGCUCAUAACCAACAUAGGAGUCCAAAAGAAAACUUGUUUCUAGUAUCUGGGAUCAUAAAAAUGAAACCUAGAAGAAAGCCCUGGUUUAAAUGGGAUCAACAAAAAUCCCAUGCCAACAAUUUGAAGCUGACUUUGGAAUGUAAAAAAAACUUAAUGAAAUGGUGUCUUUCUCAUCUGAGUCCCUGAUUAAAUUGGGAUCAAAAAAAAAUAGAGGCUAAAACAGGAAAGAGAUCAUAAGCUCCCAUGUUAUCACCUUGGAGCUUAUAUGGGAGGGUAGAAGAAAACUUGAUGAAAUUGAGUCUCUUCUGAAGUAAUGGUAAAACUGGGUUAAAAAAAUUGGGAU